AUGGAGAUGUCUGCCCCAGCCCCUGCCAUGGAGAAGAAAGAAGCCAAGGGCGGGAUCCUGGAGGCCUCUGCAUUCCCCGACCCGGGCAGGAAGGCCUCUGCCCUGGCGGUGGCCACAGCAGCAGCGGCAGCGGCAGCCGUGGCUGCCCAAGGAGUGCCACAGCACCUUCUGCCGCCCUUCCAUCCACCCUUGCCGAUUGACAUGCGACACCAGGAAGGAAGGUACCAUUAUGAGCCCCACUCAGUCCACAGUAUGCCCGGACCUCCUACCCUGAGUGGCAGCCCUGUCAUCUCCGACAUCUCACUGAUCCGGCUCUCCCCACACCCUGCUGGCCCUGGGGAGUCACCCUUCAAUGCCCACCACCCAUAUGUGAGCCCCCACAUGGAGCAUUACCUCCGUGCCAUGCACAGCAGCCCCACGCUCCCCACCAUCUCGGCAGCCAGGGGCCUUAGCCCUGCUGAAGUGGCCCAUGAGCAUCUGAAGGAGAGGGGCCUGUUUGGCCUCCCAGCUCCAGGCACCAACCCCUCAGACUAUUACCACCAGAUGACGCUCAUGGCCAGCCAUCCUGCACCAUAUGGUGACCUGCUGAUGCAGAGUGGGGGUGCCACAGGAACCCCCCAUCUCCAUGACUACCUCAACCCAGUGGAUGUGUCACGGUUCUCCAGCCCACGAGUGACGCCCCGCCUGAGCCGCAAGCGGGCUCUGUCCAUCUCCCCACUCUCAGACGCCAGCCUGGACCUGCAGCGCAUGAUCCGGACCUCGCCCAACUCACUGGUGGCCUACAUCAACAACUCCCGUAGCAGCUCAGCAGCCAGCGGCUCCUAUGGACACUUGUCAGCAGGGGCCAUCAGCCCAGCCUUCACCUUCCCCCACCCCAUUAACCCAGUGGCCUACCAGCAGAUCUUGAGCCAGCAGAGAAGCCUGGGGUCAGCCUUUGGACACACACCCCCACUGAUCCAGCCCUCGCCUACGUUCCUGGCUCAGCAGCCCAUGGCCCUGGCCCCCAUCAAUACCACGCCCACCCAACUCAGCAGCACCAACUGUUUAAGUGACACCAGCCAGAGCAAGCAGAGCAGUGAGUCUGCAGUGAGCAGCACCGUCAACCCCAUUGUCAUUCACAAACGAAGCAAGGUUAAGACUGAAGUGGAUGGCCUGCGACCAGCCUCCCCACUGACCCUGACGCAAGGGACCAUAUCGGGUGCUGACAAUUGUGGAUGCCCGAUUCCUCUCUCCCCACAGGAGCAGCUGGCUGACCUUAAGGAAGACCUGGACAGGGAUGACUGUAAACAGGAGGCUGAGGUGGUCAUCUACGAAACCAACUGCCACUGGGAAGACUGCACCAAGGAGUAUGACACCCAGGAGCAGCUGGUACAUCACAUCAACAAUGAGCACAUCCAUGGGGAGAAGAAGGAGUUCGUGUGCCGCUGGCAGGCCUGCACACGGGAACAGAAACCGUUCAAGGCACAGUACAUGCUGGUGGUGCACAUGCGCCGACACACAGGCGAGAAGCCCCACAAAUGCACAUUUGAGGGCUGCUCAAAAGCCUACUCUCGCCUGGAGAACCUGAAGACGCACCUACGGUCCCAUACUGGGGAGAAACCAUAUGUAUGCGAGCACGAGGGCUGCAACAAGGCCUUCUCCAAUGCAUCGGACCGCGCGAAGCACCAGAACCGCACUCACUCCAAUGAGAAACCUUACAUCUGCAAGAUCCCAGGCUGCACCAAACGCUACACAGACCCCAGCUCUCUCCGGAAGCAUGUGAAAACGGUCCAUGGCCCGGAUGCUCAUGUCACCAAGAAGCAACGCAACGAUGUGCAUCUCCGCACAUCUGUGCUCAAGGAGAAUGGGGACAGUGAGGCAAGCACUGAGCCUGGUGGCAGAGGCUCUGAAGAGAACAUGAAGGCCAGCAACAGUAAUCAGGCAGUGGAGGACUGCCUGCAUAUCAAAGCUAUCAAGACUGAGAGCUCCGGGUUGUGUCAGUCCAGUCCUGGGGCGCAGUCAUCCUGUAGCAGUGAGCCCUCUCCAUUGGGCAGUGCCCUCAACAAUGACAGCGGUGUGGAGAUGCCGGGGACGGGGCCCGGGAGUCUGGGAGAUCUGACCACUUUGGAUGACACCCCAUCGGGGGCUGAGGCAGCCUCUGCCGCAGGGGGCUUGCAGCUGCGCAAACACAUGACGGCCAUGCAUCGCUUUGAGCAGCUCAAGAAAGAGAAGCUCAAGUCACUCAAGGAUUCCUGCUCAUGGACUGGGCCGGCUCCACACCCCCGGGGCACCAAGCUGCCUCCCCUCCCAGGCAAUGGCUCUGUCCUGGAAAACUUCGGUGGGGGUGGUGGGCCGGCGGGGCUGCUGCCCAACCCGCGGCUGUCGGAGCUGACCUCGAGUGAGGUGACCCUUCUGAGCCACCUGCAAGAGCGCCGCGACAGCGCCACCAGCACGGUCAGCUCGGCCUACACCGUGAGCCGCCGUUCCUCCGGCAUCUCCCCUUACUGCUCCAGCCGCCGCUCCAGCGAAGCCUCGCCGCUGGGUGCAGGCCGCCCGCACAAUGCCAGCUCAGCCGACUCGUAUGACCCCAUCUCCACCGAUGCCUCACGGCGCUCCAGCGAGGCCAGCCAGUGCAGCGGCGGUGGCUCCGGGCUAUUGCACCUUACACCGGCACAGCAGUACAGCCUGCGGGCCAAGUACGCAGCAGCCACCGGUGGCCCGCCGCCCACCCCGUUGCCCGGCCUGGAGCGCAUGAGCCUACGGACCCGCCUGGCACUGCUGGACGCGCCCGAGCACGCGCUGCCAGGGACCUGCCCACGCCCACUGGGACCACGACGGGGCAGCGACGGGCCCAUCUACGGCCACGCAGGCCCUGCACCAGCCUUUCCCCACCAAGUGCCAGGUGGCGGGGCAAGGCGGGCCAGCGACCCUGUGCGGCGGCCAGAUGCCCUGGCACCCCCACGCGUGCAGCGCUUCCACAGCGCCCACAACAUGAGCCCCGCAACUGCCACCACGGUGCUGCCACCCUGCGCUGCAGAGAGGCGGGGUCUCCGCAUGCAUGGCACCGAUGGCAGCCUGCCCCGACUCACCUACUCGCCACGGCCACCCAGCAUCAGUGAGAAUGUGGUGAUGGAGGCCAUGGCUUCUGGGAUGGAUGGCACAGGCCCCGAGGCCAACCUCAUGCUGCCCGAUGAUGACCUAGUACUGCCAGAUGAUGUGGUGCAGUAUAUCAAGGCACAGGCCGGCGGGGCCCUGGACGAGAGCUCCCCACCAGUCUAUGCCCCAGAAAGCACCUGCUUCUCAGAGAACCCCAAAAUGCCCAGCCCUGUGCAACGCAGGAUGGUGGCUGCUGACUCCAACAUGGGGUCCUCUGGCCCUGGAAUGGGAGGCUGUCAGCAGCUGGGCUAUGGACCACCCUCCAGCCUGAACAAAAGCAACAUGCCUGUGCAGUGGAACGAAGUGAGCUCGGGCACCAUGGACACCCUGACCAGCCAGGCCAAAUCCUCGCCUUUUCCGCAGGGCAACCUGGCCGUGGUGCCACAGAAGGCCACCCUGGGCCAGUACCCAGGUUACAGCACACACACUGGGGAUCUGGACAGCACACAGCCACACCUGCCACCUUGCAGUGGGGCUCCCAGGGGCAAUUAUUUGCAACAGCUGCGGCAGCCAGGGGCCCCUAAUCAGUGUCCCAACCUGACCUCCACUGUGAGCCCUCCCACCAACUAUGGAGGUCAGACCCACCCCCAGCUGAGCCCCGGUACAGUGAGUGGGGCCUUGAGCCAGUUCCCCACAUCUUGCAACAACAUGGCAGGCAAGUCAGGCUCCUUAGGCUUCCCCCAGCAAAUGGAAGUUUCUCCAGACCCCACCGUGAUGGGCAGCAGCCGCCGGGAAGUUGGUGUCUCCAACUCCACCCUGACUGGGCUGCCACCACCUCACCCAGCCCAGGGCUACCCCCAGCAAAGCCAUCAUCUGGCUGCCCUCAUCAGCCAAGAGAGCUACUGCCCAGGCUCCAGCCUGUUGCCUGCUCACCAGCCCGACUUCAUAGAGUCCCACCAGGGAACACUAGGACAGGCCGCAUCAGGCUUUGGCUUGGUGCAGCCUAGGCCACCCCCAGAACCCAACCCAGCUGGUCGGCACCGUGUAGUUCGAGCUGGGCAGCAGUUGGCCUAUGCCAGGGCCACUGGCCAUGGUAGGGUAGCUGUGUCAGCCAAUCAGGAGUUGGCAGAGUCUGUCCCCAAGGGAACAAUGGGUGCCAUGGCCUCUCUGCCUCCUCAGCCACCUCUGCAGGACGUGAGCAGGGCCCAGGACCACAGUAUGCUCUACUACUAUGGCCAGAUCCAUAUGUAUGAACAGAAUGGAGGCCUGGAGAACCACGCCAGCUCUCAGGUCAUGCGGCCUCAACCACCUCAGGCCUGCCCAGGCAGUGUUCAGCCCCAGCCCCUUCCCUCACCCGGGGUCAACCAGGUGUCCAGCACAGUUGACUCCCAGCUCCUGGAGGCCCCUCAGAUUGAUUUUGACGCCAUCAUGGAUGAUGGUGACCAUUCAAGCUUGCUCUCAGGCGCCCUGAGCCCCAGCCUCCUCCACAGUCUCUCCCAGAACUCCUCCCGCCUCACCACCCCUCGGAACUCCCUGACCCUGCCCUCUAUCCCCACUGGCAUCAGCAACAUGGCUGUUGGGGACAUGAGCUCCAUGCUCACCAGCCUGGCCGAGGAGAGCAAGUUCCUGAAUAUGAUGACCUAA
Messenger RNA from Suncus etruscus (white-toothed pygmy shrew), 4719 nucleotides. It is a transcript of the gene GLI2, whose product is annotated as GLI family zinc finger 2. The record is from RefSeq and is a predicted model, not a curated record. The transcript is spliced from 15 exons. Gene Ontology annotation, cellular component: nucleus. The coding region runs from base 1 to 4719 and encodes 1572 amino acids. NCBI's taxonomy places the organism in Eukaryota, Metazoa, Chordata, Mammalia, Eulipotyphla, Soricidae. Gene Ontology annotation, biological process: smoothened signaling pathway; regulation of transcription by RNA polymerase II. Gene Ontology annotation, molecular function: DNA-binding transcription factor activity, RNA polymerase II-specific; RNA polymerase II cis-regulatory region sequence-specific DNA binding.